AUGACGGUUGCCGGCUUGGGGUCUCAGAGAGGCUGGAAGGAAAUGGAAGGCAGUGGAGCCGCAAGACCAGCGGCGGACGGAUUAGAUGAAUCAGCGAUCAGAGGGCACAGGCUGCAGGGCCGCCAUGUUGUGGGAGUGGGAGCAGCGCGUACAGUAGGGCAGCAAGACGGUGACCCUGUCAUGUACCAGCGUCGUCGGGCUGGGACAAAGGCGUGCAGUCGAAGGAGCACCGCUUGUCAUGAGUUGAGACGACGUCGUUGGCCGUUGGGAGCAAGGGGGGCAGAUGGGGGGCAGAGGAAGCGGGGCAGUCGCAUCCCUACUGCUUUUACUCUGACUACGUAG
Bipolaris victoriae FI3 is the source of this 342-nucleotide messenger RNA. RefSeq lists its product as hypothetical. The record is from RefSeq and is a predicted model, not a curated record. Bases 1 to 342 code for a protein of 113 amino acids. The transcript has a single exon. Lineage: Eukaryota; Fungi; Ascomycota; Dothideomycetes; Pleosporales; Pleosporaceae.